This is a messenger RNA of Prorocentrum cordatum, 828 nucleotides long. NCBI's taxonomy places the organism in Eukaryota, Dinophyceae, Prorocentrales, Prorocentraceae. The record is from the annotation of a GenBank genome assembly.
GUGCCCAUGUUCGCGGGGGGGGCCCUGGGGAUCAAGAAGGAAAAGAAGUCCAAGAAAAACCGCAAGAUAUCGAACGAGAGCAAGCGGAAGGGUGAGAAGCGAAAGAGUACCCGUCACAAAAGCAAAGAUGCGUUGGCCAGCGCAGUUGACAGCAUUGAGCCUGAAGUCCCGUGGCUCAGGGCCGCCGACUCUGUCCCAAAGACGCUUGCGAAGUCGAAGGCAAAGGUAACUGCAGCUCCGACGUUAGUGGUGAAGCCAGUCGCUAAACCAAAGGGAAAGGCAAAUCCCAAGGCGAAGCCGAAGGCCGUCGACACCAUCGCCCCCGACCCCGCCCCAGAGGAGCCCCCCCUCGAGGAGCCCACGUUCGAGGAGGAAAAGGACGAAGAGGGCGAGCGCGGCGAGUCCGAGGCUGAGCACGUUCCAGGCGUAGUGCUGGAGAUGGAGGGCGAAGCCGAGGAGCCUGCUGAAGCCGCGGUUGAGGCCGGAACCGAGGAGCAGGUAAAAGCACCCGACGGCGCCGCCGAGGCUGAUAAGGACGAUGGGCCGCUGGUCGCCAUCGCAGAGUUCAAGACCGAGAAGGGCCGGUGCAAGUUCAGCAAUGGCGAGGAGGUCAUCAUCUACAAGGUUGCGAGGCGCGUCACGGAGCUCAUCAGCUGCAUCUACAAGCGCAACGCGCACCUCGACCAAAUGGGCGUCGAGUCGGCGACUGAGCUGAGCGACUGCGUCGUCAAGCUGACGCGCGUGAAGUGCCUCGAGAACGCGAUCUGGGAGAACAGCGCCGCCGCCGCGAUCAGGGGCCAGGCGAGGGCCGAGCUGGGCCUGAACUAA